AUGCAACUGCCCGCAAACAAGACUUCAUCCUUCAGGAGAUUGGCGGAAGGAGGUGGCGAUGAGCACACUCCCUUUAGGCACUCAUCUGGAUCCGAAGAUGACUUCAACACCUGCGGCGGACGUGACGGUCUGCGCCGAAGAAGUCGAGGAGGAUCUGAUUCCGGAUGGAAGAAGUUUUGGAGGAGAAGUUUUGGAUGGACUACAGAUCGUGAACAGAGGCUUAUAUCAUCUUCUCCUGAGUCAGUUGAUGAAGAGAGACCUAGAACAUCUUCUCCUGAGUCAGUUGACGAAGAGAGCCUGACAUCAUCUUCUGAGUCGCUUAAUACGAUGCCGGGACCAAGUGGCCAACCUACUCGUCGGGUGCGGCACGAAUCUCUUGUGUUUGCUGGAAUUCCGAAUUCUCCACAUUAUCAAGGUAUUGAUACGCUUCAUAAUUUCGGACGGCUCGGCGAAAAGAAUGAAGACCUUCGGAAAAAGAUGAAAAAGUUGCAAAAGUUUGCACAAUCUCUCUGCGAUGCUCACGAGGGCCUAUCAAGCAAGGUCUUCCAGGCAAAACACAAUCUCGACAAUGGCAACGGCAGCAUAGUAAUAAGUGUAAAGAUUGAAGAAAUUUCAUCAAGUGAAUCGGGUUCACCAAUAGAUCCGUCUGCGACUCUCCACCCCGAUUCACUUGGUUUAGAUGGUCGUCAUUUCUGCCGUGAUGUAGCUUUGAUAGUCGAGGAGAUGGUCACAGAAGUAAUCAGAGAGGCUGAAACGACAGACAUGGCAGAGGGCCUAACAACUCUCCUCUUCUAUAACGUGAGAAAACCAUCAAGAGCGCCCAACAGAGGCAAGGUUUUGCUUGAGGUCUUCG
This is a messenger RNA of Eimeria maxima, 853 nucleotides long. RefSeq lists its product as hypothetical. The transcript is spliced from 7 exons. NCBI's taxonomy places the organism in Eukaryota, Apicomplexa, Conoidasida, Eucoccidiorida, Eimeriidae. The record is from RefSeq and is a predicted model, not a curated record. The annotation marks the transcript as partial.